Molecule: messenger RNA, 1568 nt
Organism: Exophiala mesophila
Lineage: Eukaryota; Fungi; Ascomycota; Eurotiomycetes; Chaetothyriales; Herpotrichiellaceae
Product: guanine deaminase
Exons: 1
Coding region: 198-1568 (456 amino acids)
Biological process (GO): guanine catabolic process
Cellular component (GO): cytosol
Molecular function (GO): zinc ion binding; guanine deaminase activity
Source: RefSeq, a predicted model, not a curated record
CGUUGGCCGUGGGCCAACUUGAUAAGCAACAUUCGGCUCGGCAUCAAGUGGUCCCGCAAUCUUCGCUUCAUCCGACGAGGCAUACGUGCUUCUAGAGAAGUGUUAGGUCCAGUAUUUACAAACAGCUUUGGGCCUCAUCAACACCCCUCUAGAUUUUCCUGCUUGCCAACUGUUCUCCCGCCUCUAGCCACCGCAUUAUGGCCAAUUCUCUAGCUUUCUACGGAAUUGUGGUCCAUUGCCGGGAAGAUACAGAGAUAGAGAUCCUUGAGGCCUGUCUCCUGGUCGUGGCGGCUGAUGGCCGCAUUAUCCAUAUUAGCAGUGGCGUCCAUCGCGACGACUUACCGAGCUUGCUGGGCCGACUUCAACUUUCCCAAGAGCCCCGUCUAAGGAUCCUCUCAAAGACCGAAUUUCUGAUCCCUGGCUUUGUUGACACGCACAAUCAUGCAUGCCAGUGGGGUCAGAGAGGCCUUGGUGGCGGUCUUCAUAUUCUCGACUGGUUGAACCAGGUCACCUUUCCAAAUGAGGCAGCUUUUCAAGAUCCCGAACAUGCAAAAAGACUUUACUCUGCGUGUGUCGCUGGAUUUAUUAAACAGGGAGUAACGACAUGCUCAUAUUACGGAUCUCUCCAUGGUGACGCAACAAAAGUCUUAGCCGAUGUUUGUCUGGCGAAAGGUCAGCGAGCACUGGUUGGUAAAUGUAACAUGGACCGUCACGCUCCAUCGUACUAUAAAGAUAAAGAUGACGCCGAAUCAUUACAGGUCACCCAGAGUGUGAUAGACUAUAUUCGAGGUAUUGAUGCGACCGGGAUCUUAAUCAAGCCGGUUCUCACUCCGCGCUUUGCCAUAUGCUGCACUGAUAACUUACUCGCCGGUCUCGGUAAGAUCGCCACACAGAAUCCAGACUUACCGAUUCAAACACAUUUUAACGAGGCUCGACAAGAGAUUGACAUGACGCUCAGUCUUUUUCCACAAUUCGCCAACGAGGCAGAUUUAUAUAAAUUUUAUGGUCUGCUCACAAACAGAACCAUCCUCGCCCACUGUACACUGAUGACUGACGAGGAGAUUGAAAAGCUCCGUCAGGCAGAUAGUGGCGUCGCCCACUGCCCGAUAGCCAACACGACCGUCGGCGGAGGCUUCAUGGCCGCACCUAUCCACCGGUUUCUCAAGGCUGGGAUCAAAGUCGGAUUGGGAACCGACAAUGGCGGCGGCUUCUCCUCUAGCAUUCUCGACGCGAUUCGUCAGGCUAUCAUUGUGUCCAACGCACGACAACUGAUGCAUGGCGACCCUUCCCUCUCUGUCUGGCAGUGUUUCUAUCUGGCUACACUAGGAGGAGCAAGAGUGUGCAGCUUAGACCACAAGGUGGGAAACUUCCAGGUCGGGAAGGAUUUUGACGGUCUCGUGAUCCGGACUGAAACUGACGAUGGUGUCAUGACAAUGGUCCAAGAGGGGGAUAGUGUGCGGACAGUUCUCGAAAAGUUCUUAAUCAGUGGUGAUGACCGAAAUAUCGCUGAAGUCUAUAUCAGGGGUCGCCAACUGAAAUGUUUACCUCUGUCUUCAGCCUCAACAUGA